This is a messenger RNA of Anopheles maculipalpis, 1599 nucleotides long. It is a transcript of the gene uri, whose product is annotated as unconventional prefoldin RPB5 interactor-like protein. Bases 1 to 1599 code for a protein of 532 amino acids. Lineage: Eukaryota; Metazoa; Arthropoda; Insecta; Diptera; Culicidae. Gene Ontology annotation, biological process: negative regulation of phosphatase activity; negative regulation of transcription by RNA polymerase II. The record is from RefSeq and is a predicted model, not a curated record. Gene Ontology annotation, molecular function: phosphatase inhibitor activity; chromatin binding; transcription corepressor activity. The transcript is spliced from 2 exons.
AUGGAACCGGAAGACCAGCAAAAACAAUUGUACUACAAAACCUAUUCCGAUGCGUUAUGCACAAACGAAGCCGAAACGUCGCAAUGGACUAUGUACCGACAAGAACACGUAGAGCUAAAGAAUAAUCUACAAAUGUACCGGAAUACUCCAAAAGCGGACAUAUUAAUCCCAAUAGGAACAAAAGCUUUCAUAGCUGGCCAACUUUACCAAACGGGUGAAGUUUUAGUCAGUCAUGGAUGCGGUUAUUUCUCCGAAUGUUCCUCGGAACAGGCGGAAUCGGUCGCCGACCGACGUAUCCAUUUGGCAAAUGAAUUUCUUCAAAAGUACGAGCGUGAACGUUCCUUAUACAACGACAAGCUUAAGGUUCCAUUAGUAAGCGAAGCAUUUUGGACUGAUAAUAAUGGUCAAGAAAUUAUUGAAGCUUACGAUGAAGAGGCAGAAAACCGUUGGCGUGAAGAACACAGUCAUCGUGUACGAGAAAGUAAGCAAAGGGAAGCAAAAGAAAGGAGAGCUAGAAGCGAAGCGUCACAAGAGAUAAAUGAUGAGCCACUGUUUGCACAACUGGAUGAAAUGGAGUUGCUCGAAGUGUUGGAAAAUGAAAUGGCUCAGCUAGAGCUUUCAACUGGUGAAAAUGACGUUGAUCUGCUGGAUCGUCUGAUACGAGGAGAAAUCCGAUUGAAGGAACAAACACGAAUAGCACACGAAAAAACUGAAUCAUUACCACAUGUUCAAACUGCCAAAGUGAACUUGGCAUGUAUUCAACAGCUGAACAACACAGAUUCACCAUCAGUUGUGGAAGAGAAUCUGGAAGAACAAAUCGAAACAACAGAUGACGAUGAUGGCGAAAACGAUGACGACGAAGAUGAUGUCACGAUCGAUUUUUCCCAGCUUUUGAACGAAACUAAGAACAACACUAAUAAGGAGAAAAUCAAAAGAUUUCAGGCGAAGCUCAAAGAAGUUCGUCAGCGACUAUACGAGAAUUCGUUGGAUGUUGUUCAAAAGGUAGAUCUUUAUCAGUUGCAUGAUGAGUUAGAGGAAGCCUUAGAAUUUUUGCUUCCUUUGAAUGAAUCUGAUGACGAAUAUUCGACGGCGAAGUGGAAAAAAAUGUUUAAAGAAAACGAUGUUGAUGAAGCAAGAAAGGUAAAAUUUGCUGAACUAGAACAGAUUAAACUUAUCUCCAAUAGAUAUCAGGAGCAACCUGGCGAGCAAACGCUGCUGAAUGAUUCGAAAAAUACACUAUUCCUUCCAAUUCAACACGGGAAGUCUAUCAACUAUUACAAACCGGAUUCGAUAGACGAGAUUGUGUCUCCAGCUGAUAUAUAUCGGAAAUUUCUCGCGGACGAAGUGUUCUACAAACAAUCGCAAUUUUCAGAUUUGAAGUCUAUCCUGAAGAACCAUAAAACCAAUCAUCCUAGUCCGGAACGGCAUAAAAAACAAACUCGUGAAAAUGAUGUGCCCAAGAUAUCUGAGCCGGAUUUGUUGGGACAAGUGGUUGAGCAUGGCACUGUAGACGUGUUGAUCCAAGAAGUUCAUAUGCAAUCUAUGCAGAAGUCACAGGAAAAGAGAAAAAUUAGCCGAUUUAAGCAACAACGGAACUGA